This is a messenger RNA of Emericellopsis atlantica, 438 nucleotides long. RefSeq lists its product as uncharacterized. The transcript is spliced from 2 exons. The record is from RefSeq and is a predicted model, not a curated record. The coding region runs from base 1 to 438 and encodes 145 amino acids. Lineage: Eukaryota; Fungi; Ascomycota; Sordariomycetes; Hypocreales; Bionectriaceae.
AUGAAGCGUGGCUGGGACGCGGCCUCCCAUGAGGACCUGCUCCUCUGUCUGAUCGACCACUGCAAGCCCAACAAGGCAAUGGUGACAGAUAUCGCGGAGCAAAUGAGAGCCAAGGGCUACACAUACUCCUACGAUGCUAUCAAUCAACACAUCCAGAAGCUCCGCAAGAGCCGCGACAUGUCCCGCCUCAACGAGGGAGCAAAUGAGGAGUCCAAAAGCAAACCUACCACGCCCGCCAAGAGGACUGUCAGCGCUGCUUCUACGCCCCGAAAGCGCAAGACGCCAACCAAGAAGGCCAAGGGCAAGGGGGCCGAAGACGAGCAGUGUGAUGAUGAGGAGGAAGAGAGUUUCGAAGAUCACAUGGCCAAGCUUGAGGCCGAGGAUGACAUGGACGGCGACCAACUCCUCAAGAAGAUCAAGACAGAAGCCGUUGCCUAG